AUGAUCAACCUUCCCCCUUCGGGACUGGCUCAGGUUCCUUUGUUUCCUUGGCUACUCUGGAAUCUUUGGAAAUCUAUAAAUCAGGCGCUGUUCGAAGAGAAAUUCUUCUCUGAAGAAGAAACAUUACUCAAGUCGAUCAGAGAAGCCAUAAGCUGGAAGGAGGCGCAAAGUCGCCGUAAAAUACCAGAACCAGUGAGAGAAAGUCAAGCCACCGCUCCACUGUCACCCGAGUCUAUAUGUUGUUAUGUUGAUGCAGCAUGGAUAGAAGCAUUCGGUGACUGUGAAAUGGGGUGGCAUUUUACCCAAGCAAACAAUGUUAGUUUUGCUCAACAAUCGACACACCACGAUCAUGUGGCAUCUGCACUUGCAGCCGAAGCUUUGGCGGUCAAGAAUGCUCUUUUCGAUGCACUGGCUCGAGGCAUAAGGAAACUCCAUGUGUUCUCUGAUUGUAAGGUGCUUAUAUCCCUCCUCAACUCAAGAAAAUCUACUGUAGAACUGCGAGGUUUGCUCUUGGAUAUUCGAGAGCUGGACGGAUCUUUUAUCAAGUUAUCUUUUAUGUUUAUUCCUCAUGUACGUAAUGGCCUAGCUGAUACGUUGGUUAAAUCUGGCUUAUUGCCUGUGAAUAAUGCCUCCCUUGCAGAAGUGUAA
Messenger RNA from Arabis nemorensis, 648 nucleotides. Lineage: Eukaryota; Viridiplantae; Streptophyta; Magnoliopsida; Brassicales; Brassicaceae. The record is from the annotation of a GenBank genome assembly.